AUGCGAGCUUUUAGCCAUGUGGUGAUUUCUAAGCCGCAGGCCAAGCACGAAAACCUCACCCCCGGCUUCCCAAAUCGACAAGCUUCCGAAUUCUCCCACGACAUUUCCGCGACGACGUGCGACCUACCGAAUACCCGCAACCUCCCUUUUCUUUCCACACACGAUGUUUCGCGCUCCUCUUCGCCGGAUACGGCCGGCUACUCUCAGCGCCGCGACGAGAAGAACGGUAGCCCUCCCGGGCAGGAGCAUUUCCACAGGCGCGGGGCCCAAAAGGGAACGUGGAAGGGGUCUGCGGCGCGAUGGGGUGCUGCGGCGGCGGCGCUGUACUGGUAUAACACGAGUCCUCUUUUCGCGGACGAUCCUGCGCCACAAACGAUCCCCGCGCCAACCUCGCUCGCGGAAGAAGAGCUAGUCACCGUCGACAAGGCCGCGGCGGCGAAGCAAGCGGAAGACGCGAAGAAGGCCGAGGAGGCCAAGAAGGCGAAGGAGGCGGCCGCGGUGGCCGCCGCCGCCGCUGCUGCUGCUUCUUCUGCUUCUUCUGCCGCGCCCGACACGGAAGAACCCGCGCUUGCCGAGGGCGGCGCCGCGCCCGAAAAGACCGAGGCCGCGAGCGGCGAGACGAGCGGACAGGCGGCGCCUGCGGGAUCGCCGGCGGCGCUCCAGGAGGAGGCGGACCAGCAGGGCGCAUUCAACCCGGAGACGGGCGAGAUCAACUGGGACUGCCCCUGCCUCGGAGGCAUGGCUCACGGGCCGUGCGGAGAGGAGUUCAGGGCGGCGUUCAGCUGCUUCGUGUACUCCAAGGAGGAGCCCAAGGGCAUGGACUGCAUUGAUAAGUUCCAGGGCAUGCAAGAUUGCUUCAGGCUCCACCCUGAGGUGUACGGCGCCGAGCUCAUGGAUGACGAGGAGGGCGAGGGUGCCCUCGAUGGCGCCUCUCCCCAGUCCGCCGCCUCGAACGAGUUCAAGGCCGCCAAGGCCACUCCUCCAAGGCGAUCCUCCAAGGCACCCAUCUACGACGAUGACGAUGUCACCAACGUUACCCCCGCCAAGGCCGUCGAUGCUACCGCUGUCAACGUGCCCGGUAGCCCGGAGCGCAAGCAGGCCGAGUCGAAGCCUACACCCAAGGAGGGUUAA
This is a messenger RNA of Parascedosporium putredinis, 1131 nucleotides long. Lineage: Eukaryota; Fungi; Ascomycota; Sordariomycetes; Microascales; Microascaceae. The record is from the annotation of a GenBank genome assembly.